AUGUCUCCCACGUCGGGCUGCCACAGUCCAACGUUCAACGUUCACACCCUCUCCGUCAGUCAACCGGCGCAAAAGCAAGCAGCAAGAAGCAAGAAGCAAAAUGUCAACGCACCGUCGAUGCAUCCCAGCCCUAGCCCAAACACCCUCCCACCCGCGUGA
Molecule: messenger RNA, 159 nt
Organism: Glarea lozoyensis ATCC 20868
Lineage: Eukaryota; Fungi; Ascomycota; Leotiomycetes; Helotiales; Helotiaceae
Exons: 1
Coding region: 1-159 (52 amino acids)
Source: RefSeq, a predicted model, not a curated record